This is a messenger RNA of Trichomonas vaginalis G3, 660 nucleotides long. RefSeq names its product protein kinase regulator protein. Gene Ontology annotation, cellular component: protein kinase CK2 complex; cytoplasm. The record is from RefSeq and is a predicted model, not a curated record. The coding region runs from base 1 to 660 and encodes 219 amino acids. Gene Ontology annotation, molecular function: protein kinase regulator activity. NCBI's taxonomy places the organism in Eukaryota, Parabasalia, Trichomonadida, Trichomonadidae. The transcript has a single exon.
AUGCAUUCAAGAUAUUCAACUAGAACAGCGCCCCAUCGUAUUUUUAUUCAAGCAUUGAACGAAAAUGGAUCAAGUAAAGACUGGAAGAAGUCGUUUCUUGAAGAUCCAAACAAUAAAUGGCUUUGUGAUAUUCCAGAUGAUUACAUUAAUGAAAUUAACAAUGUUUACGGACUUUCAGAUGAAAUAGACAACUUCAACGAAUGCAAAGAUAUCAUUACGCAUAAAAUAAAAAGUGAAAAUAUUGAUCCAGGAAAAUAUAUCGAAGUUGAGAGGAAUUUACCGAUUGCAUAUGGAAUGAUUCAUGCAAGAUACAUCAUGUCGCCAGAUGGAAUGAACAAUAUGACAGAAAAAUACAAAAGAAAAAUAUUCGGAACUUGCCCUAGAUACUCUUGCAAUAACGAACCAUUAUUACCUAUAGGUAUAAGUAGUCAAACUAAGGUUUCUACGGUUAAAGUUUUUUGUCCUUGCUGCAGAAGGAUUUACGAGCCUCGCCCGCCUGUAAGCUUAGAUGGAGCAUUCUUUGGUCCAAAUGUUGCUCAUAUGCUGAUUGAUCAUUUAGAUAUUUUCGAUCAUAAUUUAUUAUAUAAACCAUACAUUAGAAAAGCCUGUGGUUUCAAGGUUUAUGAUCCUAGAUUUGACGCAAAGCAACGUUUUCCAUGA